This is a messenger RNA of Amblyraja radiata (thorny skate), 1493 nucleotides long. It is a transcript of the gene yju2b, whose product is annotated as YJU2 splicing factor homolog B. The transcript has 10 exons. Gene Ontology annotation, cellular component: post-mRNA release spliceosomal complex; U2-type spliceosomal complex. NCBI's taxonomy places the organism in Eukaryota, Metazoa, Chordata, Chondrichthyes, Rajiformes, Rajidae. The record is from RefSeq and is a predicted model, not a curated record. Bases 237 to 1403 code for a protein of 388 amino acids. Gene Ontology annotation, biological process: mRNA splicing, via spliceosome.
GACUUCCGCUGACGGGUUGCUGUAGAAACCGGGCCUUGCACCGCGGGCCUCCUCGACCCUCACGCUUUCCUGUCCGGGUUGCCCAGGGAGGGGUCUAAACUCACCGCAGCAAUCGAACUUUGGGCCUAGGAAGGCUUCAACCCCAGGCCCCGGGACCCGGGACCACUCUGCCGUGGGUCAGCGUGCAUUGGAGUGUAGAAGAAUCUGGUGGAGUUGGACUAAGCACAGAAUAAGCAAUGGGUGAACGGAAGGGUGUGAAUAAAUAUUACCCACCCGACUUUGAUCCUGCCAAGCAUGGCUCCCUCAACAAAUACAAGAACAGUCAUCCUCUCCGGGAAAGGGCCCGGAAACUAUCCCAAGGCAUCCUCAUCAUCCGGUUUGAGAUGCCAUACAACAUCUGGUGUGAUGGUUGUGGAAAGCACAUCGGAAUGGGUGUUCGGUACAAUGCAGAGAAGAAGAAAGUUGGGAACUACUACACGACCCCCAUUUACAGAUUUCGGAUGAAGUGCCACUUGUGUGUCAACUAUAUUGAGAUGCAGACAGACCCAGCAAACUGUGACUAUGUGAUUGUGAGCGGAGCCCGACGGAAGGAGGAACGCUGGGACAUGAAGGACAACGAACAGAUUCUCACAACUGACCAUGAACAGAAGAAGAAGUUGGAAACGGAUCCCAUGUACAAGCUAGAACAUGGAGUGGGGGACCAGGAGAAGCUGAAGAUCGCUGUUCCCACCUUGUCCAAUAUCCAGGAUAUGCAGAGUGCAUGGAAGGAUGACUUUGCCAUUAACAGCAUGCUGCGCAAGAAAUUCCGGGAUGAGAAGAAAGUAUUGAAAGAGACGGAAGAGAAAGAUGAAGCUCUUCGGAACAAAGCAAAUCUCAGCAUCCCACUGCUCGAGGAGUCUGACGAAGAUAAACGCCUGGCUUCCCUUCUUAAAUUACGUGUUCUAGACUCCUAUGAAGACAAGCAGAGAAUGAAGCGGAAAGAGAUCACUUCGAGGUCCUGGUUUGCUGCCCCUCAAGUCACAGCAGGAGAGAAAACUGCAGAUGUGUUGAAGAAACUGGGACUGAACAAAAUAUCGACAGCCAAAUCUUUAAAUAGCCCAAAUGGAAUUGCCGUGAGUGACCUGGGAAUAAUCCGAAAGAAAUCAGCGGAGCAUCCAGUGAGCCAGAAGGAACGGGCAGACAUGUCCAGCAGAGAUUCACAGCCCAUGAUGGAAACAGAGAGCGGAAUGGAUCGAGAGAGUUUUGUUUCAAACUGUUUGAGUCAAGCGAGAGGCACCUGCUAUAAGGGGGAGGCUGAUUCUCCCCCACGGACUGAAGCUAUGACAGAUGCAGAGCGAGAUGUCAGUGCCAACUCACUUGUGGCUGAUUACUCUGAUUCCAAUUCUGAUGCAGACAGUUCCUGAGCUAUGCAUGAUUGUAAAUAAUUGUUUGAUACUCCCGACUUGUAAUGUACUCCUGUGAAAUAAAUAAAUUAAUAAGUGCGCUGAAACUAA